Molecule: messenger RNA, 528 nt
Organism: Pseudogymnoascus destructans
Lineage: Eukaryota; Fungi; Ascomycota; Leotiomycetes; Thelebolales; Thelebolaceae
Exons: 1
Coding region: 1-528 (175 amino acids)
Molecular function (GO): catalytic activity
Source: RefSeq, a predicted model, not a curated record
AUGGCGUCCAAUUCACGUUGCCCCGCCAUCAAUGCGGGCAACCACCAGGGCUAUAUGGAAUACGCACUCCUCCAAGCCCAGCUCUCGCCUCCAGGACCGACAAAUUUUUGUGUUGGAGCCGUCCUCGUCGACGCAGACAAGAAUGAGAUAUUAUCGGCGGGCUAUACGAAGGAGCUGCCAGGGAAUACACAUGCCGAACAGUGCUGCUUCAUGAAAGUGGCACAACAGCACAGCCUCCAAGAGGAGGAGAUAAGUCAAGUGUUGCCGAAAAGCACUGUCUUGUACACGACGAUGGAGCCUUGCAACGAGAGAUUGAGUGGAAACCGGACGUGUGUGGAGAGGAUAUUAAGGCUGAACGGCGCCAUUAAAGUGGUUUACGUUGGAGUUCUAGAACCAGAAAAGUUCGUCGGACAGAAUCUAGGUAGGAAAACGCUUGAAGAUGCAGGUGUUCAGGUUACGAUUGUUAAAGGGCUCAAGGAUCGGAUUUUGGAGGUUGCCACCGCAGGUCAUGAUAAACCGGCCGAAUAA